AUGGCCAAUCUACACGGCGCAGUCAAGAAAGCAUGGCAUCAGCCAGAUGGUUGGCAGACGGGGACCAUGGACGAGGAGGAAGGUGUGCACACGACAGCGACAGUAACAGUAGGCGAGAGAUGGCCUCUGUCUGUGCUCUGUCGCAGGGCAGGACAGGGCACUUGUAGGCCCGCCGAUCAGCGAAGAGGAUGA
Messenger RNA from Plenodomus lingam JN3, 192 nucleotides. The record is from RefSeq and is a predicted model, not a curated record. Lineage: Eukaryota; Fungi; Ascomycota; Dothideomycetes; Pleosporales; Leptosphaeriaceae.